AUGGCCGAGGAUAUAUACAAGAGAUUCAUCCAGAAUAACUCUACACACGAGAUCAAUAUAUAUGUGAAGCAGAAGGAUCUGCUAAAGGAGAGACUGAAGAGUACUUUUGUACUUCCACCAAUGCAAACUACAAAGAGUCCAGAAUGUUAUCCAAAGAGGAAGUCAAAGUUGAAGUACUGGACUGAUGUCAUCCUACCUGCCUUAAAGAAUAACAACAGUAGCAGCAGCAGUAGCAGUAGUAGCAGUAACAAUAGCAGUGGAAGUAGUGUAAAUGCAAAUGGUGCAGGUAGGAACAGUGUAAACAUCAACAGUCUGCCAAACGAAAUGAGUGGAACCAACAUCAACAACAGUGUGUCCAGCUCCAAGUUCUUCCACAACCAAAAGUACGCCAGAGCUAGUUCGACCAACUUCAUUUCGUCGUCCCACGAGGGCGCCGGAGUGCAGGGCAAGGGUGGUGCAACGCCCCUGUUCGAGUACAAGAUGUCCCUGGACGAGAUGAAGGCCGGUGCCGGCGUGCCCUCGCCCAGCAUCCGCAAGAGCAUGAUGCUGACGGCCAGCCCCAACUCGUUCAGCACCGUCGACAUGAACAUCGUCGACGAGUUUGACGAGCUGUUCAGCUAUGAGUUUGACGUGGAGGACGUGCGCUUUGGCCAUUCCAACUAUCUGGUGCUCUUCAACGACAUCCAAGACGAGCUGGAGCAAAUGAUGAUCGAAAACAACCUGGGAGAGUUCCUCAAGUCCAAGCUGUACCUUGAGCGUCAGCAAGGCAAUUCGCUAUCUUGA
Molecule: messenger RNA, 783 nt
Organism: Acytostelium subglobosum LB1
Lineage: Eukaryota; Evosea; Eumycetozoa; Acytosteliales; Acytosteliaceae
Exons: 2
Coding region: 1-783 (260 amino acids)
Source: RefSeq, a predicted model, not a curated record